GAAGGCUUUUGUGACUAUAGGUAUAUAUACCGGAUGGAGUCUGGGAUAGGAUAUAGUUCAAGUCUGCUCUUGAUCCAGAACAAACCACAUCCAACAUGAAAUUCUUAGUUGCUCUCGCUAUCUUGGCUUUCGCCACCUACGCCCAAGCCUCCAUUCUAGGUCUUGGUCUAGGAAUCAACCCACUCGCCCUUAGCCCAAUCGGUCCCUCUGGAAUCGUAACAGGAGCUGGAGCCGCCGGUCCAUCUGGUGUCGUAACCGGAGCCGGAGCCGCUGGACCCGCUGGUAUUGUAACUGGAGCUGGAGCCGUCGGACCAACCGGACCCAACGGAAUUGGCAUUCUUGGAGUACCCGGAUUGGGAUUGGGAUUAGGACACGGAUUGGGAUUAGGAAAUGGUUUGGGAUUGAGAUUGGGAUUGGGAUUGCACUAAAAUGUUGGAAAUUAGGCUGCUUGACAUGGAGAUAAAUUAAUGUAAUUUAAAAAAAUAAUAAUAAAUUGUAAAUAUACAACAA
Molecule: messenger RNA, 510 nt
Organism: Diabrotica balteata
Lineage: Eukaryota; Metazoa; Arthropoda; Insecta; Coleoptera; Chrysomelidae
Source: the annotation of a GenBank genome assembly